AUGGAGCAGCUUCCGUCCGCGCGGUGUUCCGCCACGCUGGACGAGGCGGCACAGCUGCUGGGCGAUGCGCAGGUGCUCCUGCUUUUCACAGGCGCCGGCUUCUCGGCUGAUAGUGGGCUGGCGGUGUACGACGACGUGGCGAAGGUGAAGGCUUACCAAGACAGGAGCUUGGACUAUAUGGACCUCUGCGAUCCAAAGCUGGUACACCAAGAGCCACCGCUCUUCUGGGGCUUUUGGGGCCAAUGCUUCAACGACUACAGGACGACCGCGCCGCACCAGGGCUACGAGAUCCUCAGCCGCUGGGUGGAGCAGCGCUUCCACCACUCCGAGACCGCCCAGCGAAUGAGGGCGAUCUUGUCGAGCAGCUGCGAGACGAGCGAGUACACCUCUUUCGACAGCUUACCAGCUGAGCCAUACGAAGUCUCUGGGCACGCAGGUGCCUUCUAUGUCUUCACUUCCAAUGUGGAUGCCCAUCACUACGACUGGUUUCAGCCCUACGAGAUCCGUGAGUGCCACGGCAAUGUGGAGCUCUACCAGUGCUCCUUCGGCCGUGCGCGCUGCGGCCCAGGCCUCUGGCGCGCACCGCGCAGCUUCCGCUUCGCGGUGGAGCCCGGUAGUCUGCUGGCCUUUGCUGGGCCGGCCAUGGAAGAGGAUGCAGAGGCGGAGGUCCCUACGCCAGAAGCGUUGCGCCCAGCGGGCGCAGCGGGCGCCGCGGGCCCAGCGCUACGCCACGUGGGCGCGGUCGCCUCGGGCGCUGAACGGAGGAGCACCUUGCUGCGGUAUAUGCCUGAGGGGCAGACACCUGAGCACUUGCUGGCGAGGAGUUUCAGUGAGAACCACCCCAAAUGCGCACGCUGCAGGGCCGCAGCACGCCCUGCGGUGCUGAUGUUUGGAGAAUGGGGAGAUAAGGAAUGGCUGGAUUCGCAGGGCCAGGUCUCAAGAUGGAGCAAUUUCAUGCAGGGGCUUGGAGAAGUCGUGGCUGCCACAACCAAUUUGAGGUGUGUUCUCUUGGAGAUUGGUGCUGGAACUCGUGUGCCCACCGUGAGACAAACCUCUGAGCAGAUCCUGGAAGUCUUAUUAUCUGGUGGCGCAAAUGCCAAGCUUCUUCGGGUCAAUCCCAAAGAUGCCGAGCCCGAUGACGCUGACUUGGCUGAACACAUAUUGAGCUUCCAGUCGACUGGGCUGGAGUUUCUGAGGGCAGUGGAUGCAUUGCUGCCAGAGCACCGGAACGAUCCCGGCGCGGGAACGAUCCCAGCGCGGGAACGCGAGGAGCUGCAGCAGAGUGUCUUCCUUGGUGCGUCAGCCGCAGAAGUCAAAGGACCCGAGCAGCUCGGCUUGUCCGACAGCCAAAGUAGUGAGGCCACGUCCCAAGAACCGGAGGCCGAGUUGGACUCCGAGGCACGCUUGGCCGGGAGGGUCUAUUCCACCUCAGAGGAGAUUCUCUACUUGAAGAAGAACAUGGAGAACUUGCGAAAGCAGAAGUGUCAUUUGCAGCUCCAGGUGGAGAACAGUGAAGCCCGGCAGCGGACGGUGGAGGCCCAACGGCAGCAAUACCAGAAGCUCUACGAGGAGUCGCUGUCACAUGGGCCCUUCGCCCACCUGGGCGAAGGGCGUGGUUUGGAGAUCACCGCUCUGCAGCAACAACUGGCUGCGCUGUUGAUGCUCAAGGAUGCCUUGAACUCGGAGAAUGUCGAACUCCAAGCGCGCAUCAAGGGUUUGGAGGCGGAACGCUCCCGGCGCAGCCCUCCGUCGUCCUGCGUGAUUUGUAUGGAGAAUCUGGCGAAUGUGGUUUGCUUGCCGUGCAGACACCUGGCACUUUGCAGCUUUUGCAGCAAGCACACCUACGCAGCUGAGCGCAGCAGCUGUCCCAUUUGUCGAGCAACGAUCAAUGAACGGAUGCUCAUCUUCAUGCCCUGA
Messenger RNA from Durusdinium trenchii, 1917 nucleotides. The record is from the annotation of a GenBank genome assembly. NCBI's taxonomy places the organism in Eukaryota, Dinophyceae, Suessiales, Symbiodiniaceae.